Messenger RNA from Lathyrus oleraceus (garden pea), 1702 nucleotides. RefSeq names its product UNC93-like protein 3. Gene Ontology annotation, biological process: potassium ion homeostasis. The transcript is spliced from 10 exons. The coding region runs from base 253 to 1593 and encodes 446 amino acids. NCBI's taxonomy places the organism in Eukaryota, Viridiplantae, Streptophyta, Magnoliopsida, Fabales, Fabaceae. The record is from RefSeq and is a predicted model, not a curated record.
UAUUUGAAAAUGAAACAGAGAAAAAGGGUCAACGAUAAAUAAAUAUGAAUAAGAAGAAGAAUCAAACUCAAAGAAACUGUUACUACAAGAUUCCGAAUCUUCACUAAUUUCCAAUUCUUCUAUGCAUCGUGCCGGCGAUUUUUCUGUCGCGGCGUCAACGUCGUGACGCAACCAAAUUACUAUUAUUAGGUUUUCGAUUCUUUCUUCUAUGUUUAAAUAAAUAUCCAUAAACUGGAUCCAGAACUUGAAUUAAUGGCUUCUGUAAUCACUCAUCACGACGAAGAAACGCCAUUGGUUACCGCCGAUGAAUCACCGCUUCAACUUGAACCACACAAAAGCCACAGCAGAGAUGUUCAUAUUUUGAGUUUAGCGUUUUUAUUGAUCUUUCUUGCUUAUGGAGCUGCUCAAAAUUUACAGAGCACUCUCAACACUGAGGAGGAUUUGGGCACCACUUCGCUUGGGAUACUUUAUUUGUCGUUUACGUUUUUUUCUCUGUUUGCUUCUUUGGUGGUGCGGAUUCUUGGAUCCAAGAAUGCUUUGAUUAUUGGAACUUCUGGUUAUUUGCUAUAUGUGGCUGCGAAUUUGAAGCCUAAUUGGUAUACACUGGUUCCAGCUUCUGUGUAUCUUGGCUUUUGUGCUUCUAUAAUAUGGGUUGGACAGGGAACAUAUCUAACUUCCACUGCACGUAGUCAUGCUAUAGUUAACAAUUUACUCGAAGGUGAAGUAAUUGGUGACUUCAAUGGGGAAUUCUGGGGUGUGUAUGCACUUCAUCAGUUUAUUGGAAAUCUUAUUACAUUUGCUCUACUUAGUGAUGGGCAGGGAGGAGGUACCAAAGGCACAACUUUAUUGUUUAUUGUAUUCCUUUUCGUCAUGACCUUUGGUGCAAUACUAAUGUGCUUCCUGCAUAAACGGAGCGGUAAUAGUAAGGAAGGAUAUGAGCAUUCAGAAUCUGAUGCUGCUGAAUCAAAGUCCCUUAAGUCUCUAUGUAGUUCACUGACAAAUGCAUUGUCUGAUGUGAAGAUGUUGUUGAUCAUACCCCUUAUGGCAUAUUCAGGUCUACAACAAGCAUUUGUAUGGGCGGAAUUUACCAAGUACGUUGUAACUCCAGCAAUUGGUGUUUCCGGUGUUGGUAUUGCAAUGGCAGCAUAUGGAGCUUUUGAUGGAAUAUGUUCUCUGGCCGCUGGUCGUCUCACAUCCGGUCUCACAUCCAUUACAUCAAUAGUUUCUUUUGGAGCUUUUGCCCAAGCGGUUGUACUAAUAUUGCUCCUGCUAAAUUUCAGCAUAUCUAGUGGAUUUCUCGGUACUCUAUAUAUACUCUUUUUGGCUGCUUUAUUGGGCAUCGGCGAUGGAGUUCUAAUGACGCAGCUCAAUGCUUUACUAGGCAUGCUAUUUAAGCAUGACAUGGAAGGGGCUUUUGCACAGUUAAAGAUAUGGCAAAGCGCUACAAUUGCUAUCGUUUUCUUUGUGGCCCCAUACAUUUCAUUCCAAGCAGUUAUCAUAGUCAUGUUGGUUAUACUGUGCUUGUCAUUCUGCAGUUUUCUAUGGUUGGCUCUUAAGGUGGGGAAUGUAUCAUCACCCUCCACCACUGAGUGAAUAUAAUGUUUCUUUUACAAUCUGUCGUCUUUGUUUUAUGGUAGCAUUGCUUUCAGAUGAUUCAAUUGUAUAGAUGGUGUAAUUUAUUAGUUCAUGUGGCUUUUUGUUA